AUGUUUCAAGACACAGACUACAAUUUUGCAUUGCUGAAACCGACUGCACAAUCUUCAACCUUGCGUCAUUCAGAUGUUGGUUAUUUUUUAUCAAAGUAUGCCGUGGAUGGUAUAAAAGCUGAUUCGUGUAAAACUACAGGGAUUGCAUCAUGCGCACAUUUAAGUAGUGUCGAGAACCAAUGGUGGCGAGUGGACUUUCAGGUAGGAAACAAUAUAUGCAGAGUAAAACUUUAAUUAACGCACAAUAAUUGGUCUAAAGGGUAAAAGAGGAUAAGCAAAAGGACCAAUAGCGGCCAUAUUGGAUUGACAAUGCGCCGGAAGUCUUCUCAAGAUGAUAAGUAGCCUCUCUUCUUUCAAGUGGAAAACGAGUCUUAAGCAGUAUAGCACUAUAGCACUAUAGUUUUUAAGACGUACUAAAAGUUUAAAACUUUGUUGGAAGUUUGUUCACGACAAUGCGCUUGCCAAGGUCGUUGACCCUCUGCGAUUUAUUGAGCCGAUUUUAUGUUUGGCCUUGUCUUAACCCAGAAUUUUAGCAAGGGAGGUAGUUUCAUUCCCGAACGCCCAUCUGAAGUUAAUCUAGCUUUUUUAAACGGCGACAGCGGUUUUUAUUUGCACUACGUUUCGUACCACAUUAUUUACGUGGUAUACAAAACUGUAUAUAGCAUAAUAAAUUAAAUAUUUCAAACAGUCAUUGACAAUUUGUCAGUCCUGAACAGGAGACCAAUCAAGUGUUGGGGACCAGGCAUGGAUGGUGUAAUAUUAUAAACAUGGGAAGUCUCAGUAAUGAUUUCUGGUUCCAGCAAUGCUACAAUUUGUGUUUUUAAAAGGUUCUUUGAAAUUUCCGAUAUACCGGAAUAUCUAACAGUAAGAUUUUCUUUUAUUUAAUAAUUCGCCCAUAUAAAAUACUAUUAUUUACAUAAAAGGAAAAAAUUAUCGGGCUAGGAGUCUAUUGAAACCUUAACGCGCUUUUUGAUUUAGACCCCUAGUUAAAGUCUUAGUAUGUCUUUGUGCUAUAUAUACAGUAAAUUAUAUAUCGUAUAUAUUACAAAAUGAUUUAAUAUAACGUGCAAUAGAUAAAGGUAUUAAUAGCUACAAUUGAUUACAUAAGAAGAAAAGUUAAAUUAACAUGCAUAAUUCUGUUUAAAUGAGACGUUUUUUUUAUUAUUUAUGUAGAAAACGCUUUUUUGAUUUUUUCUUAAAAAUGGGACGUGAUGUUAAAUCUAUUAAUUUACUACCAAGGCUAUUCCAAACGUCUAUCCUUUUCACUGAAAGCGAGUGGCUGACGUAGUUUGUUCUUUGAUAUGGCUUGUGUAGUUUAGUCGAGUUUCGAGUAUUGUGCUGGUGAUUUGGCUAUUUGUAAUAAAAAAAUUUGUGCAGAAAUUUGGCAAGUUAUUUAAAUGAUGAUAUCGGAACAUAAAAAGACUUGUGAGAUAUUUAUUGUUAACUUACUUAGAUUCAAGAUCUGAAGGUCAAUAAAUAUUUGUUCAGUGUGAGAAGUGUAGGACUGGAAUGUCAUUAGUCCAACGUAACUAUUUUCUUUUGAAUAUUGAUUAGUUUUUGAAUUCGCUUUUUGUAUGUACUGCUCCAUAUUUAAUUGCCAUGUCAUAGAUUAGAUACGGAUAGACCAAAGCAUAGUAAAUUAGUUUUAAAGUAUUCAAAUUAGUAAAAUGACGUAUUUUUGCCGUAAUUCCUGCAGACUUUACUAUUUUUUGGCUACUGAAUCAAUAUGGUCAUUCCAUGAUAAACAUUCAUCGAUAACUACUCCAAGAUCACCGUAAUCAAGUACGGAUUGACACUUUGAUUAUACUAUCUGACUUCUGAGUCCACCGUACCCUCUUCUCCGCGCGUCAAGCAGUCAGAGCUUUUUAAAUAUUGACGUAAUUAGUCCAGUGCGGUGGAAAGUGCAUGGUAGAUUUAAAUCUGUUGAGACGUUACAGCACAAAUUACACUGUUUAUUAUUAGCAUGACAAAAUUACUGGAUGCUGUUUGGUUGAGAGGAGUACAAUUAUUUCAUUAAUUGUGCUCCAGUACAAUUAAUGAUUUUCCCAAACCAAACAAAAUGGCGGAAACGUACUUUAAACACAAGCAUGAAAUGAAAUUGCCGUGGCGGAACUAGAUGAAAAUACAAACAAAAGCACCAAAUUUUGAUUUAACAAAAGAACUAAAUGAAAAUACAAACAAAAGCACUAAAUUUUGGUUGAAAGUCUGGCAGAACUGGGCUUUGGCAAGAGAAUAUGAUGUUGACAUUGAGAAGUACGUAUCCAAUUUUGUCAUGCUAAUAAUAAACAAGUAAUCAUGCGAUGUUGCUCGUACAAUUAAGGAUUAAUAGUACUCGUGAUGUUUGGAAAUUUACCAAAUUGGACUCGCCCCGGCGGCUCGUCCAAUUUUGGAAAAAUUUCCAAACAUCACUCGUACUAUUAAUCCCUAAUUGUACUCGCCAUCGCAUGAUUACCUACACUAAUAUACGCAUUUCAAUUUGUUGAAAUUAUGCCUAGAUUUUAAUACCCGUGGCUCGUGUUGUCUUCACAAACAGAAAAGACUAUCCCGGACACAAUGGCUUAGCGAAUUUUGAAAUCAAGAUUGGAAACAGUUUGGAGAACGAAGGACGAAAUAACCCAAAAUGUGGAGGCCAACAUUCAGUACCACAUGCAGAAACUAAAGAAAUUUCCUGCUUACCACCAUUGAUUGGAAGAUAUCUUGUCGUUCAAUCAUUCCAUUCUCAACUUUUACUCAUCAUUGAAAUUGAAGUAUUUGCUGCAGGAUUGUAA
Paramuricea clavata is the source of this 2768-nucleotide messenger RNA. NCBI's taxonomy places the organism in Eukaryota, Metazoa, Cnidaria, Anthozoa, Malacalcyonacea, Plexauridae. The record is from the annotation of a GenBank genome assembly.